UCCUACAAGUCAUCUCGACUACAGUUCUGGAAGAAGAACCUGGAAGCUCUCAUCAUGUUGAAGGCAAUCGUACUCCUCUCCUGCGUCGCUGCCGCUCUGGCCGACUGUGGUAAGCCCGCCGUCGACCCCGUCAACACCUUUAUCGUGGGAGGCGACGCCGCCAUGCCCGGCUCCUGGCCGUGGCAGGUCGGCAUCAGGAAGAACUACCUUGUCGGACAGGGUGGAUACCACAUGUGUGGAGCUACCCUCAUUGACAACCAAUGGAUCGUGUCUGCAGCUCACUGCUUCUACCGCUGGAAGCGUCUAUCCGACUACACCAUCACACUCGGAUCCCACGACCGCGACGAAGUAGAUUCCACCCAGGUGAACGCCAAGCUCGGCGGCAUCUUCGUCCACGAGGACUACAAUUCCAUGACCCUCGACAACGAUAUCGCCAUGCUCAAGCUCGAGACCCCCAUCGACUUCAACGACGCCAUCAGUGAGGCCUGUGUGGCCACCUCCGACUACCCCGCCGACACCAUGUGCGUGGUUACCGGCUGGGGCGACCAGGAGGCUGCCAUCGACAAUGCCGAGCUCCAACAGGUCUACGUACCCAUCAUCGACACCAAGGUGUGCAAUCGUCCCUCGUGGUACAAUGGCGAGAUCACUGACAACAUGUUCUGCGCUGGAUACUCUUCCGGUGGCAUGGACUCUUGCCAGGGAGACAGCGGUGGACCCUUCGUGUGCAAGAACAGCGCUGGGGCCUGGGAAUUGACCGGUGUCGUCAGCUGGGGCUACGGAUGCGCUGAUCCCCUGAACCCAGGAGUCUACACUAGGGUUACACAGUACAACGACUGGAUCAGCGGAAUCAAGAGGAACAACUAAAUUAAGCGGCUAUUUUAAUGAACAUUUUAGCUCCGCGACAACUGAUCGGUUACUUCAUGAUGAUAAUGUUACUGGAUAAGCCUAUAUGCUUCCAUCAAGUGCAAUUUGGAUAACAGGUUUUAGGAAAUUUCUCCGGUUUAUUUUAAUAUAAUUGAACGGUGUGCUUUAAUUUCGAACGAAAUCAUUUCAAUAUCGGAAUACAGGGUAAAGUAGGAAAUGUCCGAACAGGUCGACAGGGUACCAGGCAAUGUUGAAUAUUAUUUUCGACUUUUGCCCCGAACCAAUUAUAGAUGUUUAUUUUUGUGUGUGAAAAAUAAAGCAAUAAUUUUGUGAAGAAAAAA
Strongylocentrotus purpuratus (purple sea urchin) is the source of this 1205-nucleotide messenger RNA. RefSeq names its product trypsin-2. Gene Ontology annotation, biological process: proteolysis. Lineage: Eukaryota; Metazoa; Echinodermata; Echinoidea; Camarodonta; Strongylocentrotidae. Gene Ontology annotation, molecular function: serine-type endopeptidase activity. The record is from RefSeq and is a predicted model, not a curated record. The coding region runs from base 55 to 864 and encodes 269 amino acids. The transcript is spliced from 5 exons.